This is a messenger RNA of Beta vulgaris subsp. vulgaris (sugar beet), 1398 nucleotides long. Its product is annotated as transcription factor ILR3. Gene Ontology annotation, biological process: intracellular iron ion homeostasis; regulation of DNA-templated transcription. NCBI's taxonomy places the organism in Eukaryota, Viridiplantae, Streptophyta, Magnoliopsida, Caryophyllales, Amaranthaceae. The record is from RefSeq and is a predicted model, not a curated record. Bases 246 to 968 code for a protein of 240 amino acids. Gene Ontology annotation, molecular function: protein dimerization activity; DNA-binding transcription factor activity. The transcript is spliced from 5 exons.
CAAAUCACAAUUCACAAACAACAACAGAUUCUCAUCUCCUUUUUGACACUUCCAAUCCAUAAUAAGUACAAAAUUAUAUUAUUAUUAUCAAAUCACUUACCCCUUAAUUAAUAAAUAAAAAUAAAAUAACCUCUUCUCCACCGUUUUCUCUCUCCACCCUACCCCCGAAAACCCUCUCUUUCUCUCUCCUAAACUCACCGGAAAAUUCAACCCUCUUCCCGGAAUUUUCCGGCGACUCAUCGGAGAUGGUUUCUCAAGAAAACCCUAAUUGGUUGUAUGAUUAUUCUUAUAUGGAUGAAAUUCAGAUCUCUGUUCCUGAUUGCAAUUUUGCUGCCCCUAAUUCUGCCUUCAAUAAUUGUCAAUUGCAGCAAGCUUUGACUGUUCCAAUUAAUGUCAGUGCGGAUAUAGAUGGAACUUAUGGUGAUUCAGAGGGCCUCAAGGAGAAUAACUCAAAAAAGAGGGGAAGAUCUGAAUCAUGUGCUCCAUCUAGCUCCAAAGCUUGCAGGGAGAAGGCACGUAGGGACCGGCUUAAUGACAAGUUUAUGGAAUUAGGUUCAAUAUUGGAACCUGGUAGAACCCCCAAGACCGACAAGGCAGCCAUUUUAAUUGAUGCUGUCCGAAUGGUGACUCAAUUAAGGAGUGAAGCCCAAAAGUUGAAGGACUCAAAUUCGAGUUUACAGGAGAAGAUCAAGGAAUUGAAGACUGAGAAGAAUGAGCUCCGAGAUGAGAAGCAGAGGCUGAAAGCCGAGAAGGACAAGUUAGAGCAGCAGCUGAAGACCAUGAACACCCAACCUGGAUACCUUCCAGGCCCAACUGCUAUCCCAGCUGCUUUUGCUCCCCCAGCUCAAGCUCCGGGGGGCAAGUUGGUGCCAUUCAUGGGAUACCCAGGAGUUGCCAUGUGGCAGUUCAUGCCUCCAGCUUCAGUCGAUACAUCACAAGAUCACGUGCUCCGUCCACCAGUGGCUUAAUUGGUUAUGUCCUUAGGCCUUUGUUCAGAUUUACUAUCAUGCCUUAAUGAUUCUCCCUUCCCUCCCUCUCUUUCUCUUCUUUUUGGGUUCAAUUGUCAAUUUGCCAUUUGACUGUGCACUAUUUUGUGUGCUGAAGUCUACUAACAAACUACAUGUGAUGAGAUGUGGAAUGUGUAUCUUAACAGUGGAACUUCAAUGAAUAUGCCGCUUCUGAUGGUUAAAAAUGAAAGUGUAAAAAUGUCUGAAUUAGUAAUUUUUUCUCCUGUUUUAUCCAUCCCAUCCUGUAAAUUGGUUCUUUUGCCCUUGGUUGACUAGUCUUAGAUUCUACCUGGGCUUCAUUGUUUUGAAUGUAAGCGAUUCUUUGAACCUUUAUAAGGUCGCUGGAAGAACAAGUAAAUGCAAUGUCAUGUUGACUUGCUUCUAUUGGAAA